CAACGCCUGUCAUCACAUAACAUCUGGGACACAGUAGCUGAAUUGAACUGCUUUCCUCUCCACAUCUAUACUGUAUAUGUGAGAAAUAUAUACGAGAGAUAUAAUAUGCAGCUUCUAGCUCUUAUGGCAACCAUCACUUUUGUUGUUAAAAGAUCUCACGAAGCCUUCCUAGCCCUUGUGAUCAUGGAACUUGUCAUUACCUUUUUAUUCUAUUUACUCUAUCUGCUGAAGUUGGAGGAACAGUUAAAAUUCAUGUUUUGGCCAUUGGCUGAUGCUUUCAAUUCCUUGGUGGCAGCACUAUUUCUCAUCAUUGUGGGCCUGUGUGCAACAAUAAUAAAGACCAACGACGCAACAUUAAUUGGAGGUGUAUUCUGUUUGAUACUUUGCAUUCUUUGUAUAAUAGAUGCUACUUUGAUCCUGAGAAAAGUUACUUUUAAUAGGUCAUAGUAGGAAGGUAUCCAAAAAAUAAAAUGGCCGACGGAGCCAAAUAAACUAUAUAAAACAGCCAUUCCUAAUGUAACAUUAUACAAAUAUGUUGGACUAGAGCUCCCAUCAUCCACAACCAAUGCAUAAAGCACUUUAUUGUGUGCAGCUGGGACAAAAUACCAGCAGGUCAUCGGACUGGGAGAGCUGUUAUUAUCCAUUUUAAAAGCCUGCUUUGCUAUAGGCUCUUUGUCACACUUUCUCUGUAUUUCCUAAAUGCUUUCGACUCCAGUUGAGUCAGUCAAGCUUUAUUAAAUCCUAUUGAUUUCAAAAGGCGAAACUGAGCACACGUUUGAACCCUAUCAAAUUAGCUGUGAUUUAAAAUGCUUUACUUGAAGGGGAUUUUGUGCCUUUAGUUUAAUGGCACCUAGCAUUUGACUACUGUGUACUUUAUCAAAUUAGUUCAUUUAUUUCAGCAGUAUAAGCAACCGUUCCUAAAAAAAAAUACCUUGUGUCUUAUAAAACAGCUGUUUUUAACCAUAUAACAUUAGAAAAUGAUUAUGGGGUAUAUCUUCUUGAACUGGUUUGUAUUAAAUCUUCACGUUUUUAAUUAAAAGGUUUACCUGC
Protobothrops mucrosquamatus (brown spotted pit viper) is the source of this 1050-nucleotide messenger RNA. Its product is annotated as chemokine like factor. Bases 106 to 447 code for a protein of 113 amino acids. The record is from RefSeq and is a predicted model, not a curated record. Gene Ontology annotation, cellular component: membrane. NCBI's taxonomy places the organism in Eukaryota, Metazoa, Chordata, Lepidosauria, Squamata, Viperidae. The transcript is spliced from 4 exons.